Messenger RNA from Anopheles cruzii, 2330 nucleotides. RefSeq names its product U4/U6 small nuclear ribonucleoprotein Prp3 (gene Prp3). Gene Ontology annotation, biological process: mRNA splicing, via spliceosome. Gene Ontology annotation, cellular component: U4/U6 x U5 tri-snRNP complex. Lineage: Eukaryota; Metazoa; Arthropoda; Insecta; Diptera; Culicidae. The record is from RefSeq and is a predicted model, not a curated record. The coding region runs from base 147 to 2312 and encodes 721 amino acids. The transcript has 2 exons.
GCUAACCAAAGUACAAUCCGUGUCGUUCGUUAGUGAACCGUUUGUUUUGCCUUCCCUUCGGCGGUUUCAUCUCGUGUCUUCGAACCGGCGACGGGCGUUGUGUGUCGGAUUGUAUUGCACAAAGCGCGCUGUGCCUUUUCCUAGCCAUGGCGUAUCUCUCGCGUCGCGAGCUGGACGAAGUGCGGCCAAGCUUGGAAAAGCUGGUGUACAAGGUGCUCGGCACGGCGGACGCGACCAUCAUUGGGUCGAUCGAAUCGAACCUUUACAAUGGGUUCGAUCGCCGCAAGCUGAUCGACAAGCUUUCGUUCUCGAUCGACACCCGCAAAGCAUCGCGGCUCGGAGAUAAGGUUGAAGACUUUUUGGAUAACAUCAAAAUCAACAGCCAACCGGGGCACCAGCAGCACCAACAACAGCAAGUGCGUGCUGCAGCGGAACCUCUGGGAGCCAGCGUGAAAAAGCGUCCCCAUGAACCGGAUGCGAAAGAUGUGUCGACGAAAUUCAUCGAUCCGAAGCGAAUGAAACAGAAAGAUGACGGAGUGACGGCCGUGUCGACGGGCGCCACCAACGGCAGCAAUGGGAGCGGUGGCGAGUUACCGGUUGCACCACCGGCGGUGCCUAACAGCUUCUCUUCGAACCAAAUCAAGACGAUGAUGGAAAAUGCGCAGCGUGAGAUCGAGGAGCGCAAGCGCAAGCUGGAAACCAUCAAGGCAACCAAAGCGCCGCAGGUUCCGGCUUCGGCUGUGGCGGCGGCCGUUGCGGUCAGUGCGAAGAUAUCGGCGGCCGCAGCAGCAGCGGCUGCCGCUGCAGCGUCAGCCACCGCCACCGUUCUGGGAACGGCGCAUGCGACGUCGGCUGGAGCGCCCGGAACGGCCACACCGGUCACCGGUCCGGCUGGAGCCGCCGUCGCCGCGAUUACGGACGUCGAGCGUUCGAAAAAGAUCGCACAGCUGCAAGAGCAGAUCCGUGCCAAGCUAUCGGGCACGCUGGCGACCGUUUUGCCACCGCCGCCGCCGGUCCAGGACAAACCGAAACCUCUCAUACUGGACGCGGAAGGCAGGACGGUCGAUGGCAGCGGGCGGGCGAUCAUCGUGCCACAGCUAACACCGACGCUGAAAGCAAACAUCCGCGCGAAGAAGCGCGAAACGAGCAAGAACCAACAGGCGGCCGAACGAGCACAGACCGAAGAAUCGAAUGAAUCGCACUUUCACGACGAGCGAAUCACGCUGAAGCCGGCUGUGCGCAACAAACGGGCGCUGCGUUUCCAUGAGCCGGGCAAGUUUCAGCAGCUGGCCGAACGGAUGCGCAUGAAGGCGCAGCUCGAGAAGCUGCAGAAUGAGAUUUCGCAAAUCGCACGCAAAACUGGCAUCAGCUCGGCGACCAAGCUGGCACUGAUUGCGCCCAAAGCGGACACGCACUCGAACGAGGUGCCGCAGAUGGAGUGGUGGGAUUCGGUCAUUCUUACCGACGAUUUGAGCACGCUGGACGCCCAAGGCCAGAUCUGUAUUCGUGAAUCUGCCAUCACUAACCUCAUCGAGCAUCCGACGCAGAUGCGUCCUCCGAAUGAAUCGUCCCGUGCCGUCUAUCUGCCCGUUUUCCUCACGAAAAAGGAGCGCAAGAAGUUGCGGCGCCAGAAUCGGCGCGAGGCGUGGAAGGAAGAGCAGGAAAAGAUCCGGCUCGGGCUGGAAGCGCCCCCGGAGCCGAAGCUGCGCAUUUCGAACCUGAUGCGUGUGCUCGGCACGGAAGCGGUCCAAGAUCCGACCAAAAUCGAGGCGCAUGUUCGCGAGCAGAUGGCCCGGCGACAGAAGGUGCACGAGGAAGCGAAUGCGGCCCGUAAGCUGACCGACGAUCAGCGACGCGAGAAGAAAAUGCGCAAGAUGAAGGAGGACACCACGCUAGGGGUGCACGUUGCCGUCUACCGCAUCCGGGAGCUGCAGGAGCUGCAAAGCAAGAAGUUCAAGGUGGAAACCAACGCGAAACAGCUGUUCCUUACCGGCAUCUGUGUGCUGUUCCGCGACUGCUGUGUGGUAGUGGUCGAAGGCGGACCGAAGCAGCAAAAAAAGUACCGCCGCCUCAUGCUGCACCGCAUCAAGUGGGAGGAAGACUUGGUGAAGAACGCAGACGGCAACGAGAUACCGAACACGUGCGUGCUCGUGUGGGAAGGCACCAACCAGCGGCGCAACUUUGGCGAGUUCAAGUACAAAUCGUUCCCACUGGAGAAGAGUGCUCGUGAUUUCUUCCAGAAGCACCACGUCGAGCACUACUGGGAUCUGGCGUACUCGGGAGCCGUGCUCGAGGCAUCGGAAGACGCCUAAUCAAAUCGGUCCACUUGG